AUGGCCACGGCGGGGAAGAAAGCCUCCGUAUCUACCAUGGACGAAGUCGAGAAAUGCCAAGAACGCAAACAACGACACCAUCCAGCCCAGCGCCUUUUCCGACCGAUCUACAACGCCUGGGUUGGUGACUACGCAAGCGUAUACAAACUACUGUUCACACUCGUGCUAUCAGCCAACAUCAUCGCUCUCGCCGUGGUCUUGAAUAACAUCAACGACGACUCAUCACCACUCCUGAGCUGCGCCAACGCCGCAGUGGCGAAUCUGACAGCUGCUGUCUUCAUUCGACAACCAUACACUCUGAACUUCUUGUACCACAUAACAUGGCGAGUUCCUCGAUCGACACCACUUUGGCUCAGACAUCAGCUUGCCAAGGUAUACGAGUUUGGCGGGAUCCACAGCGGCGCGGCUUGUUCGUCGAUCAUGUGGUUCUGCGUUUUCGCUGGGUACUUGGUUCGAGAUGCUGCUGUGGGAAAGAGGAGGAACGUCGCCGUGCUGACGCUGGUGUUCUUCCUGAUCCUCGUCCUAGUCUGUAUCGUCGUGACGGCAACGCCCCAAAUGCGUCGGAGACACCACAAUCUUUUCGAGCAGUGCCAUCGUUCUCUGGGAUGGCUUGCAAUCGGCGUGUUCUGGAUCGCGCUCAUCUUGUUCCUGCGCGAUCAAGUCGAGACUCUCAACACAUCCAUAGGCCUGCAACUGAUCAAACUCCCUAUCUUCUGGCUCCUCCUCUACCUCAGCAUCAGUGCGAUAUGGCCAUGGCUUCUCCUCCGCAAGGUCCAAAUCGUGAAGACAGAGCGCUUAUCAGACCACGCUAUCCGUUUGUACUUUGAUGCAAAGGAGAGGGUACCACCACAGCAUGGCGCAGCGAUUUCGAAAUCACCGCUACGAGAGUGGCAUGCUUUCGCAGCGAUUGAUGACUUCGAGGAUGCCGCAGGCGGAUCCUCGUCCGUCAUAAUUUCCAGGGCCGGCGACUGGACAGCAGACACGAUCGCGAAUCCCGCUCCCUACUACUACAUGAAAGGAAUUCACCAGACUGGAGUCGGAUCGACAGCGAAGAUGUUCAAGCGAGUGGUGUAUAUGUGCACGGGAAGCGGUGCUGGGCCUGUUCUGGCUGCUUUGUCGUUACUGAUAGAUGUUGACCUGCGUAUCAUAUGGUCGGCUCCGAAUCCCGAAGAGAUAUUUGGGGUUGAGAUGUGCAAGACGCUGAGACGCUGGGACCAGAAUGCUAUCAUCUGGAACACGAGAGAAAAGGGAAGACCGGACCUUGUAGAGCUUGCGACGGAAGUGUGCAGGGAGCAUCGGGCGGAAGCAUUGUACUUUAUCAGCAACAGAAAGUUGACGAAGCAGGUCGUAGGCGCUUCGAGGUUAAGAGGCAUUGCUGCUUUUGCGCCGAUAUUUGACUCGUGA
Fulvia fulva is the source of this 1404-nucleotide messenger RNA. Its product is annotated as Adenylate-forming reductase. The record is from RefSeq and is a predicted model, not a curated record. Gene Ontology annotation, biological process: regulation of conidium formation; sexual sporulation resulting in formation of a cellular spore; conidium formation. NCBI's taxonomy places the organism in Eukaryota, Fungi, Ascomycota, Dothideomycetes, Mycosphaerellales, Mycosphaerellaceae. The coding region runs from base 1 to 1404 and encodes 467 amino acids. The transcript has a single exon.